AUGCCGUUUGACGACGGCUCCGCCUCCGCGGACAAGGCGCAGUCCAGCGCGAUGAGCCUGGUCAUCAACUACGCGGACCCGCUGCUGGCGGCGGGCACUGCGGUGUUCGGUCUUGGUCUGCUCGUCCUGCCGCUGCUCGCCAAGCUCAACCUGCUGGACGACGCGGACAUGUAUUCUUACCCGCCCCACGGGGAAACAAACCCGAGGCAGCCGAUGCGGCUUUUCACGGAGGCGGAGCUGAGGCAGAGGAUGGGCCUUCUGUCGCCAGCCUACCUGUCGAAGGAGAUCUGCAUGAGCACGGACGAGCUCGACGAGUACAUGAACAGGUGCGAGAUGGAGACCACGGACGACGAGGUCAGCAGGAUCCAGAAGUGGCGAGACAGUGUAAACCUGCAUUUGAAGUCGUUGCAGAAGCGUUCUGCCUUGGCGUUCCUUGGCCUACCUCCCUCUGCCAGUGAUGCCGAUAUCAACAAGAUGUAUAAGAAAAUGGCCCUGGAGCUACACCCUGACAAAGGGGGUGACCCCGAGAAGUUCCAAGAACUUCAAGAGAUGAAGGAACGGCUCAAUGAGAUGGAUGAAGAAGACAAGAAGGGUGGGGAAGACGCUGAAGACGAGGAAGUGAAGAAAGAGAAAGAGCAGGAGGAGGAAGAUAAUGUAAAGUUGCCACCAAGUGAAAGGGUGAAGAAGUUGCGGAUGGACGUCCACGACAACACUGUUCGCCUGUGGGAGAAGGCGAAGAAGUCGAAAGACGAGAUCACGGGAGACAAGGAUAUCAAGUGCAACUCACAGCCAGCACUCAAUAUUCUAAGGCAAUUCGUAGACCGCUUUGUGAAUAAUGAGAUCAAGACGCUGAGAUACGACGACGCAAAGGGCGCCGAGGCGAAGCUGAGAAAGUUCUUAAAGCAGGGUACUGAGAUAAUAGCUGUAGCUGCGAUGCACGACGUCCAAGCAACGCUGACGACGAUCGCCAUGCAUUUCAACUACAGGCUCGUGGCCAGAAGCAGGUCCCCCGACAUCAAAAACAGGUGCGCGGCGCUGCUCGACGCGAUCUCAGAGGUGCCUGUGCGGUCAGAGGCCUUCCUCAAGCAGGUGGAGGACUCCCUCGCGGGCCAGAAAGACCGCGACAAGAGGGCGAAAGAGGAGCGAGCCCAGGCGCAGCGGGAGCGCGAGGCCAAGGGCGACCUCGGCGGCGAGGCCGGCGCGGGCCCGCGGGCCGCGGGGCCCCAGCCCGCCGCAGCCCAGGGGGGCCCGCAGCCCGCCGCGGGCCCGCCGGCCGCCGCGGCCCGGCAGGGCGCCGCGGACCCCUUUGCCGACUUCGACUUUGGCGAGAAGCCGGAGGCCGCGGCCCCGAAGCCGGCCCCGGGGCCCUCUGCCGGCGCGGGCGGGGCCCUGCCGCCGGAGGUGCUGGCGCGGAAGGAGGACGGGACCAAGGUCGCCGCCGCCGCGCAGAAGCCCCAGCGGACCUGCUGGGACCCGGACUUCGACCACCCGUACGCGGGCGCCUUGAAGUCCAACGGCACUGGCAUCUUCUGCCGGGCCUGCACGAGGUGGGUUGCCACCUACGAGUAUCCAGCGGACGUGUGGGCCCUCGGGGUGGUGACGUCCUGGGCGGGUCGGUUUCCGUUUGCCGACGAUGCCCAGAUCAUGGGCCUCGCCCCGGAGUUCAGCGAGGACCUGCCCGAAGGCGCCGCCGGCUACGUCGGGCGCCUGCUGCGGAAGGCCGAGGCCGGCCGCCCGGGCGCCGCCGAGGCGCUGGGGCACCCCUGGCUGGGGCAGCCGCCGAGGCCGCGCGGAGGCAGCGAGGCGGCGGAAGAGGCCGAGGCGGAUCAGUCCGGGGUGCAGCGCUGCCCGAGCGGCGCGGCGCUCCGGGAGCGCGGCCCCAACAUCAACGUGAACGAGCGCCGCCAGGAGCGGAGCGGCCAGGGCCGCGGUUCGCGGUGCCACGAGGUUGGUGUCUUCACGGUCUUCUGGCUCGUCUCAGGCCGUGUCGACGACGUGCUUUCUAAGUGGCCGAACUUCGCCUCGACAGGCUUCGCCAUCUCCUACGGCGCAGCAUUGCUCUGCUUACCCUUCCUGCUCAUAAUGGCCCUGGUGGCUGUCUGGUCCGUCGCCUCGGCGGGCCCUGCGCGGAAGACUUUUAGUUCGAUCCUGAUCAUCUCGGUGGGUGUGCCAGUGUACCCGAUUGUCCUAGCCCUGUUGCUCGCCAUCUUCUGGAUCGUGGUGGAGUUCCUAGCCCUCGCCUUCGGCGUGGUGGGGCCGCUCGCCGUGACCAUUGGCGUCUUCUCGUUCGGCUGCGACGCGCUCUCGUCGUUCAUCGCAGAGCAGCGCCGGUACCCGCGGGCUGUCGAGGACAUCACUUUCGCUCAGCUCUUCGCCGGUCUUGCCAUUGGUGCCGGGAGCCUCUGCACCUUCGGCGUCCUGACCGUUGCGCUCACCGUGCUCAAGGCACCCUUCGUCCUCCUCGGUCUCACCGCCAUGGGGAUCUACCACACGUUCCCCUGGCUCCUGGAGACGGGCUGCUGGUUCCCUGCCGCGUUUCUCGUUUGGGUCUUCGCUUUGGCCGCAGGUUUCUGCGCACUCGCGCUGGGCAUAUUCUUUCCGUGGUUGCGAAGUUCCUGCUCAGCCUCGUGUGGCCGGCCUACGUGA
Messenger RNA from Prorocentrum cordatum, 2646 nucleotides. The record is from the annotation of a GenBank genome assembly. NCBI's taxonomy places the organism in Eukaryota, Dinophyceae, Prorocentrales, Prorocentraceae.